This is a messenger RNA of Acanthisitta chloris (rifleman), 1519 nucleotides long. RefSeq names its product histone-lysine N-methyltransferase EHMT1-like. The annotation marks the transcript as partial. Gene Ontology annotation, molecular function: p53 binding; histone methyltransferase activity; protein-lysine N-methyltransferase activity. The record is from RefSeq and is a predicted model, not a curated record. The transcript is spliced from 9 exons. Lineage: Eukaryota; Metazoa; Chordata; Aves; Passeriformes; Acanthisittidae.
CGAGCAGUGCUGAGUAAGGGAGAGCCAAGGAAAGACGCCUGCAUGAAGACUGAGCUGCUGAAAGAUAUCACCAACAACAAAGAGGAAGGGUUUAAUGCCAUGGCUGCAGAUGAAAGUGCUACAGAAAAGCAAGUGGGGGAACCAAAACUGGCAGUAGACGGUGAAACCAACGGUUCCUGUGAGCACAGCGAGGCUGGAGGGCACCCAAACCCAGCCAAAACCACUCAGGACAACCCGAAAGUGAGCCAGCAGGACUCUAGUGCUAAAUUAAAUAGGAUAGCAGAAAAUGGCAUUUCUGAGAGGGAUGCUGAGACUGGGAAGCAAAACCAUCUGAAAGCCAAUGACUUCACACAGACUUCUGUCACAGGGAGCAAUGGAUAUAUCCUAACCAAGCAGAUGGCACAGGAGCAGCCUCUAAGGACUACCAGCACCUUUGCUUCUCUCACCGGCCAUGCUGCAAAAACCCUGCCUGGAGGAGCAGGCAAGGGCAGGACUGUGGGCUCCUUUGCCCAGCUGCAGCCAGUGCCAGCCAAGCUCGGGGAGGGCAGUAAGGACAUGGAUGCUAAAAAAGCCCCUGCUGCUAACACUGAAGUCAAGGUCCACAGAGCACGGAAGACAAUGCCUAAACCCACCCCCAGCCUGGAGUUGCUUCCUGAAUUGGGAUCGAAGCUGAAUCUGAAACAGCAUGCAAGUAAAGACCCCAAAGAUGGGAGAGACAGCAGAGAUCAAAAAGAAUCCAAGGAGGAAGGCAACAAAACCAUCCUGGAGUUUGGGAAGCCGCUGCCCUUGCCCUCUCUCCCAGGACACCUGCACCAGUCACUACCUCAGAACCAGAGCUAUGUGGCCACCACGAAGUCGCAGACAGCUGCUGCAGUAUCUCGGAAGAAGAAGCGGAGAAUGGGAACCUAUAGCCUGGUUCCCAAGAAAAAGACCAAAGUGUUAAAACAGAGAACAGUGAUUGAGAUGUUUAAGGGCAUAACUCAUUCCUCUGCAGGUGCCAAGAGUGACAAGGACCUGGGUGAUGCCAGCCCUCAUGUGAAUGGGGAAAGCAUAGAUGUAGACUCUGAAGAGGAAGACUCUGAUGAGUUGGAAGAGGAGGAUGACCAUGGAGCAGAACAGGCAGCUGUGUUUCCCAUGGAUGAUAACAGGACCUCGAAAGACAGCGCGUCCGACGCAGACAACGCCAGAAAGAUAGAUGAUGGCGAGUCUGAGGAGGAACAAGAGUCUGUAGAGUCCGGGGAGGAGGAGGAGGAUGGAGAUGAGUCUGACCUGAGCUCGGAGUCCAGUGUCAAGAAGAAGCUGCUGAAGAGGAAAGGGAAGACAGACAGUCCCUGGCUGAAACCCACCCGCAAGAGGAGACGGAGGAAUAAAAAGAAACAAGCCAGUGUGCUAGGUGCCGAAGCCUAUAAAGCAUCGCUGGGCGGCAGGGACGGCCAGGAGAACAGCAUGGAGUACAUGGAGGUGUCCCUGGAUUCCCUAGAUCUCCGAGUGAAGGGGAUCCUCUCCUCGCCGGCGGGAG